This is a messenger RNA of Cataglyphis hispanica, 1129 nucleotides long. Its product is annotated as ubiquitin-conjugating enzyme E2 S. The coding region runs from base 128 to 763 and encodes 211 amino acids. The record is from RefSeq and is a predicted model, not a curated record. The transcript has 5 exons. NCBI's taxonomy places the organism in Eukaryota, Metazoa, Arthropoda, Insecta, Hymenoptera, Formicidae.
UGCGGUGCUAAUGUUGUGACGUUAAGCGUUUUCCUUACACCUUACGCUGCGCGCUCGAAAGUUAGACAGAGAACUUGUGACUGCACGCGAGGCCUGGCCGAGAUUACGCUACAAGCUUUCGGCGAUUAUGGCUGCCGCCGUGAGCUCCAAUGUGGAAAAUUUGUCGCCGCAAAUUAUCCGCCGGGUGGCCAAGGAGAUGGCAGAAUUGGUCGCGCAACCACUCGAGGGUAUUCGUGUCAUUUUGAACGAGGCGGAUGUCACCGAUAUCCAAGCUGUCAUCGAAGGUCCAUCUGGGACUCCGUACGCUGGUGGUUUCUUUAGAGUUAAAUUAGCUCUUGGGAAAGACUUCCCACAAGGACCUCCAAAGGCUUAUUUCCUCACAAAGAUUUUUCAUCCCAAUGUAGCAAAAAAUGGCGAGAUAUGUGUCAAUACUUUAAAAAAGGAUUGGAAACCAGAUCUCGGAAUACAACAUAUAUUACUGACUGUAAAAUGUUUGCUAAUAGUGCCAAAUCCUGAAUCUGCUUUAAACGAGGAAGCUGGCAAAUUGCUUUUAGAAAGUCACGAUGAAUAUUCAGAGCGAGCAAAAAUGAUGACUGAAAUACAUGCACAGGGAGGUGGAAAAGGUAGUAAAGUGGGUCUGGAAAGUUGUACCUCUUCGGAAAAUGGAGGACCUCUUCCAAAAAAACACGCGGGUGAUAAGAAAUUAACAGCGGAAAAGAAAAAAAUGUUAAAAGACAGGAAGAGAACAUUGAAAAGAUUAUAAAAAUAAAUCAUUAUUUAUCUGUCUUUUGUAAUUUAAAAUAUUGGUAUAUGGGGUAUAUGUUGCCUCGUAUUGUAUACAAUUAUUAUUACAUAGUAAAAUUUUAUUAUCUAAACAUGACUGAUCUUAUUAUUAAAUAUUUAGAGAAUUUGAUAUUUCUAGUAUGCAAAAACACAAGAAGAAAAAAGAGAAAAAGAAAAAUUGAUCUACAUUUUGUGGAAGAUGAAGUACAAUUCUGUAGCAAUCUUCAUAAGUGCGGGCGGAAUUAUAGUAAUAGCCUGCUCUCUAUGCUAUUAGCAAAUAUUUUUACAUAUGUACAAAAUGAUACAAUGUGAUUAAGUAAAAUAAAAUGUGUCUUCGCAUAAUGUA